Messenger RNA from Cottoperca gobio, 1130 nucleotides. RefSeq names its product ubiquitin-conjugating enzyme E2 E1. The record is from RefSeq and is a predicted model, not a curated record. Bases 154 to 735 code for a protein of 193 amino acids. NCBI's taxonomy places the organism in Eukaryota, Metazoa, Chordata, Actinopteri, Perciformes, Bovichtidae. The transcript is spliced from 6 exons.
AGGAUGUGGGGUCUUUAAAUGUGUCCGUGUUGCCGUCAAAACGAGAAUGUAAGAGUCGUUGCAUCCUGUGACUGGCUGCACUGAGAUCAGCUGCAUGUCGACGGAUAUAGCUUCUGAAAAACCCCGAGGAACCCUCGAAGAGGCCGGCUCGGUAUGUCGGAUGAAGAUUCCCGUGCCAGCACCAGCUCUUCCUCUUCUUCAUCAUCAACUCAUCAACUGCAGCCAGAUUUAAACACCCCAAAGAAACGAGAAAGCAAAGCCAGCAUGAGCAAGACCUCCAAACUCCUCUGUACCAGUGCUAAAAGAAUUCAGAAGGAGCUGGCGGACAUCACUUUGGAUCCUCCACCAAACUGCAGUGCCGGUCCCAAAGGAGACAACAUCUAUGAGUGGAGGUCGACCAUCCUGGGCCCUCCAGGCUCCGCGUACGAGGGAGGAGUGUUCUUCCUGGACAUCGGCUUCUCUCCAGACUACCCCUUCAAACCUCCCAAGGUGACUUUCCGUACGAGGAUCUAUCACUGCAACAUCAACAGUCAGGGCGUCAUCUGCCUGGACAUCCUGAAGGACAACUGGAGUCCUGCCCUCACCAUCUCCAAGGUCCUGCUGUCCAUCUGCUCCCUGCUCACUGACUGCAACCCUGCCGACCCUCUGGUUGGAAGCAUCGCCACACAGUACACAACAAACAGACCUGAACACGACAGGAUAGCCAAACAGUGGACCAAACGCUACGCCACAUAAUCACCAGAGGAGCUGCAGGUUGGAUGACUCGGGGAUGUGGGGGGGGGGGGUUGAAGUCUUAACUCCUGACAUUUUGUUGUUUGUUGUAUUUUUUUAAGUUAUCUCCGGCCCAACUAUAAUCAGGCAAUAAUGCGUUUAGUGUUUUCUCCUUUGAAUUUUUAGCUUGUGCUUGAAGACAAUAAAACUAAACUGCUUGAUGAAACGUCGCAGCAUGACUCCCACUCAACUAUGUUGGUGUAAGUUCUCACUUGUGUUCUCCCAGUCUUUGGAAAGGUGUUUCACACACGUAGCUGUGUUUAGAUAUGGAUGGAUAUUGGUUGUGAUUUGUGUUCUGUACUGAUAUAAGAAGCUGUUCUGUUUCUCCCUUAAGAAUUAAACAUGACCAACUGAAAGCC